AUGCACUUGACGCCAAUCCGUCUCUGUCGUCUUUGCUCCUCAGCCAUGCUGCAUCAAACAGUUCUCGGCCUUCUGCUGGCAUGUGCAGUGUCUCUCAGCAGCUCUGCUGUUGUUCUAGAUAAUGGCUUGCCCAUGUUGUGGUCACAAACAGCCAGCCAACCGAGUGAGCUGCCUAUACAAAAUGAUGUCCUGAUGCCAAACCCCUGGCACUUCCUCAACCGUAUGAGCCUUUACAGGCUGCUGAUUGCUGCAACAGACCCGUUAAUGGGAUCCAUGGGAACAGGUGUCGCUGAGAGUCCUUUUUGGGGACUGCCUCUGCAGCUUGCAUGGAUGCUGACUUCAGGGCGUCUUGUUGACCCAACUGGUACAACUACUUGUGGCAUGGAAACAGGAGAUACUAUGUGUAUUUCCACUGAGAGCUGGUGGGCCUGUGAGAACUACUUUGUCUCAGUGCUGCCCUUCCUCUCUGCUGCACAGAACGGAUUCAUGGGAGAUGGAGUUCAGGUCCAGAUGCAGGUGCCAGAUGGUGUUACAGAAUACUGCACCACAUAUGCUGACUGUUCAACUCGCUUCCCUGUUGCCAUGUCCAAGUGGGACACCUUUUUUCAGAGUCUUAGGGGCAUUUCUGAGUCUGCUGAUCCUGACAAUGUGAAGAAAGACAACAUCCUCGGCCUCUACUGGGAUGCCCAGAGGACUUCAACCGCUACUUCUUCUGCAUGUGAUGCCAAGAAGAGCUACUACUCCGCUCCAGAGAUCACAUUUGCUAACACCUGGCUGAACUCAACCGAGUAUGUUUCUGCUGCUCUUUUCCAAUCCAGUCUGGAACGGGCCGCAAAGUUCAUUGUGCCUCUGCCAGGUCGAGUCUUAAAGGAGGGUGACGUUGCCCCAAACAUUGAAGGACUGAGUCAAGAGGAGAACAGAAUGAUGACUACCUUCGCUAUGUUGGAUUCCAUCAACGGAAUAACGGGUGGGACAUUGGUGUUUGUGUGGCGAUCAGGCAUGUGCUCCGUGACAACAAGAGAGAAAGGCAGAAACCUGCUUGAGAAGCUCAUGCUGACUCCUGACUUCAACUUUGCUGACAUGUUUAGCACUGUCACUUCGAUGGCUACAGAGUGCGGUUAGGUGACAAACAAUGUAACAGAGACAAACAAUGUAACAGAGACAAACAAUGUAACAGAGACAAACGGCAACUCCAACUAUAGUGCUGUAUUUUAUUUUUAAACUGUAGGAGAAUUGCAAACGGUACAUAGGUCAUCACAAUCUAACAAUUAUUUGAUCCAUCUUAUAAUAUUUUGCUUAAUACCUUACACUUCAUGUUACUUUAGGGACAUUUG
This is a messenger RNA of Notolabrus celidotus (New Zealand spotty), 1334 nucleotides long. RefSeq names its product protein LEG1 homolog. NCBI's taxonomy places the organism in Eukaryota, Metazoa, Chordata, Actinopteri, Labriformes, Labridae. The record is from RefSeq and is a predicted model, not a curated record. The coding region runs from base 1 to 1122 and encodes 373 amino acids. The transcript has 8 exons.